AUGGAGGCCAUUGACCUGGUUCUCCCUCACUGGCCGGGAGUGAGCACAGACUUUGAGUCGGCAGAAAGGAAUGAAAAGCUACGGCGUGAGACCUGGAAAGCCCUGGAGACCAUGAAGAAGGACGGCUUGGUCAAGCAGAUCGGGGUGUCCAACUACAACGAUCGUCAUCUCACGGAGCUGCUCGAGUAUGCUGAGACUCGGCCUAUGGCAAGCCAGUUUGAGAUCCAUCCCUUCAACACCCGCGAGAAGCUGGUGCAGAAGUGCCAGGAACUUGGGAUCAAAGUGAAUGCCUAUUCGCCGCUGGGAGGUAAGGGCAACCCCAACCAGGCACGGCUGGCACUUUGUUUUGCUUUGGCUUGA
This is a messenger RNA of Symbiodinium pilosum, 360 nucleotides long. NCBI's taxonomy places the organism in Eukaryota, Dinophyceae, Suessiales, Symbiodiniaceae. The record is from the annotation of a GenBank genome assembly.